CAUAUAUAAACAAUCAAACACAACCACUCUGCUGCCAUUUGUUGUGAAGAACAGAUAUUGCAAUGAAGUGGAUUCUAGAUAUGGAUGUGCUCCUGGUGUUUCUGCUUGGCUGUGUAUUAGGAACAGCAUCACAAGGUUCUGAUAUUAUUACCAACAACUACCUCCUUUCAGAUGGGGACAUCAGCAAAAUUAUUAACAGAGGGGACACAGUCUUUUCCAGAAACUGCGCUGAAAUUUUGGAUAAGUCGAAAGGUAGUGCAACGGAUGGCUUAUAUAUUAUACAGCCUGCGAAUGAUCCCAUUGCUGUUUUUUGCAUUAUGCAAGACGGAGGAUGGACAGUUAUCCAGCACAUUACAGCUAACAGCAGCUUGAACUUUGACCGUACAUGGAAGCAUUACAAAUUAGGCUUUGGCCAUAUUCUUGAUGACCACUGGCUAGGCAAUGAAUACAUGCAUCAGCUAACUCAGCCUCCUGGUCAUCACAAACUUGGAAUCAAACUGGUGACAAUGGAGGGAGAGAUAAAGUGGGGCAUGUAUGAUCCAGCUUUGAUCGAACCUGAGGAGUCACAUUAUAGACUUCGUCUUGGCUUGUAUUAUGGCUCUGCCUGCGAUGCUUUGACCCAUGACACAGAUGCAUAUCUACAUGAUAACCAGAGAUUCACCACUCGAGACCGUGAUAAUGAUAACUAUUUCCUGAACUGUGCUUUGCUGGAGAGCCAGGGCAUUGCAGGUGGAGGAUGGUGGUAUGAUGCCUGUGCCAGCGCAAAUCUAAAUCGGAGGAAUGUUAUUUAUUGGCAAAAAGAUUGUAACAAAGACAAUCCUUGCAAGUAUGCAAGCAUGAUGUUGCAACCUACCGCAGUAAAGGGAUGUAGACAAUCGAUGCACUGCAGUAGGGAUGAAUUAUAAGGAGGCAGAUGACUGUUCUUCAACAACUUUCAUUAAUAAACCUUCUAAAUCA
Messenger RNA from Pelobates fuscus (common spadefoot toad), 957 nucleotides. Its product is annotated as fibrinogen-like protein 1-like protein. The record is from RefSeq and is a predicted model, not a curated record. Bases 63 to 905 code for a protein of 280 amino acids. NCBI's taxonomy places the organism in Eukaryota, Metazoa, Chordata, Amphibia, Anura, Pelobatidae. The transcript has 3 exons.